Messenger RNA from Pediculus humanus corporis (human body louse), 822 nucleotides. RefSeq names its product high affinity nuclear juvenile hormone binding protein, putative. The transcript is spliced from 4 exons. The coding region runs from base 23 to 778 and encodes 251 amino acids. Lineage: Eukaryota; Metazoa; Arthropoda; Insecta; Psocodea; Pediculidae. The record is from RefSeq and is a predicted model, not a curated record.
GUUAAGUUUCAUUAAUACCAAAAUGCUUUCAAACACAGGAUUUAUUUUCUUAAUUUCAGCCUUUUGCAUCGGUUUGGGAUGCAGCGAUCCACUCCCAAAAUUCAUUAAAGUAUGCAAAAGAAACGAUCCAAAUUUAGACGACUGCAUAUUGAAUACCGUCGAAGAACUAAGACCUCAUUUAAAACAUGGUAUACCUGAAUUGGGAGUUCCACCAUUGGAACCAUUUGAAAUUCCAGAAAUUGGUGUGAGCGGACACCACAAACAAAAUUUCACCGCUGUCGGACGUAACAUAAAAGUUUUCGGUUCUACAAAUUUCAAAGUUGAAAAAUUCCACGUCGACUUGUCUAAUGAGAAACAUCCAAAAUUUAUGACGACCAUUUUAUUACCAAAAUUGGACAUUGAAGGAGAAUACGAAAUCAAUGCAAAACUUCCCGUUUUGCCCAUCAAAGGAAAGGGUUCAUUUAAAUUUACCGCACUCAAAACGGUAGCCGAUGCUGUAAUGACGGGUGAAGUUUAUCAAAAGGACGGUGCUGAAUAUUUGAGAUUUACCGAAAUGGAUUUGAAAAUCGAUUUGGAAGAUUACGAAGUACAUUUGGAGAAUUUAUUCAACGGUGAUAAAAUAUUGGAAGAUGCAACCAAUCAAGCACUCAAUGACAACAAGGAAAAAAUGAAAAAGGCAUUGAUACCAACGGUCGCAAAAGUGGCAUCGGAUUUCAUGAUGAAUUUGGCAAACGAAAUUGCCCGUCAUCAAUCUCUCGAUGUUUUGUUACCCAAAUAAUUAAUUCGUUAUACUUUUUUCGUUGUCAAAGGUCAAAAGAAACC